This is a messenger RNA of Closterium sp. Naga37s-1, 330 nucleotides long. The record is from the annotation of a GenBank genome assembly. Lineage: Eukaryota; Viridiplantae; Streptophyta; Zygnematophyceae; Desmidiales; Closteriaceae.
AUGGGUGGCACGGAUGAACUUGUGCGCUCCUCAGUAUUCCCCUCCCCAUUAAUGGAUCACUACUGCGCCUACUCGCGGGACUUCUUUCAAAGAGGUCGCAUUCGUGUGCAGCUAAAGAAGCCUGAUAACACACCACACAACCCCGACAUCCCCAACAAAAUGGCGCUUAUGCUGAAACUGGGGGAGCUUAUACCGAAGCAUGUUGGGCGGAGCAAGAAAGACAAGGAGAAGGACAAGGAAGCAGGUGGCGGAGGGGGUGGGGGAGCAGGGGGCUCGCAUGGAGCAGGGGGUUCUGAGAAGAAGGGGAAGGGAGGGAAGAAGAGGAGAUAA